Messenger RNA from Schistocerca gregaria, 2279 nucleotides. Its product is annotated as Down syndrome cell adhesion molecule-like protein Dscam2. The transcript is spliced from 12 exons. The coding region runs from base 1 to 2247 and encodes 748 amino acids. Gene Ontology annotation, molecular function: protein binding. Gene Ontology annotation, biological process: cell-cell adhesion; axon guidance. The record is from RefSeq and is a predicted model, not a curated record. NCBI's taxonomy places the organism in Eukaryota, Metazoa, Arthropoda, Insecta, Orthoptera, Acrididae. Gene Ontology annotation, cellular component: axon; plasma membrane.
AUGGUACCUUGGUUAUUUAUUGAGGCACCAGAAAUUGAUCCAAUUGUAAUCAAACGUGACUUGCAACUGGGCAUGCGGAUGCAUCUUGUUUGUGUAGUAAGUAAAGGGGACUUCCCGAUACUGAUUCAGUGGCUAAAAGAUGGAAGUCCCAUACCAGAGGACCAAGAUGUUGCCGAGAAGAUCCUAGAUGAAUACUCAAGUACGCUGAGUUUCAGCAGUCUGGCUGUAAAACAUAAUGGAAAUUACACCUGCCAAGCUUCAAAUGCUGCUGCAUCCAGGAACUACUCUGUGGAAAUAAUUGUAAAUGUGCCACCUACAUGGAGAGUGGAACCCCAAGAUAUGGAGGUAAUAGCUGGACAACAUGCCAUGCUAGCCUGUGCUGCAGAGGGGUCUCCAGCACCACAUAUUCAUUGGAUGAAGGACACAGGUUCCCUGCCUCCUCAGUAUCAGGAACUGAAUAACACAAGGAUGAACUACAAGAUUCUUCACAAUGGAAGCCUUCUGAUCCAUAGUGUGCAACCAGAUGACAGAGGAUAUUACUUGUGCCAGGCAUCAAGCGGCAUUGACUCAGGUCUCAGUAAAGUGGCAUAUCUUUCUGUUCAUGUUCCUGCAAAAUUCUCCACACACUUUACAAAUAUUACAGUACCAAAAGGAAGCACUGCUUUUCUUAACUGCACUGUGGCUGCUGACAAACCAAUAUCCAUUACCUGGUACCAAAAUAAUCAUGAACUUAAAGCUAAACAUAACCCACAAAUAAAUAUUAAAGAAGAUAAUACAAGCAAAGGAGUAACAUCAACACUCAUAUUCAAACAUGUUCGCAGAGAAGAUACUUCAUCCUUUAUUUGUGUUGCCUCAAAUAAGUAUGGGAAGGAUCAAUUAGAAAUGAAGCUUAUUGUCCAGGAAACUCCAGAACCACCUGCUAAUGUUCAUGUAAAUAACUUCUCAAGCCGAUCAGUCUCUCUCAGUUGGGAGGAGCCAUAUAAUGGAAACAGCAUCAUUGGAGCUUACAUAGUGCAGUAUAAGAACACAACAGCAGUUCCUUGGCAUCAGAAUGUUGUCCAGGUUGUAGUUGGAGGAGAUCAGCUGAAUGUUACCAUCAAAGAUCUGAGACCUGCACAUGGUUAUCAGUUCCAAAUCAGAGCAGAAAAUUCUGUUGGUGUGUCCAAUGCAAGUGAAACAGUAACAGUGACUACAACAGAAGAAAUACCAGAGGCACCACCGAGGGACAUCAAGGUUAAAGUGAAAAAUUCCAGAACACUUCUUGUGACCUGGAGGCCACCUGACAAAAACCUACAGAAUGGAGAUAUAUUGGGAUAUUACGUUGGGUAUAAGAUCAGUAACUCAUCAGAUCCGUUCCACUACAAAACUUUUGAAGUAAUUCCUGGAAUGGAACUGCAAAAUACAUUGAAUGAAUUGCAGAAAUUUACAGAGUACAGCAUCUUAAUUCAAGCAUACAACAGAGCUGGUGCUGGCCCACGCAGUAAAGAAGUCACUGCCACAACAGAGGAAGAUGUGCCAGGAGCACCACCUACUGAUGUUAGGUGCACAGCAUUGUCUCCACAGAGAAUUUUAGUACUGUGGUCAAGUCCUCCAGAAUCUGCUAUUAACGGAAUACUGAAGGGUUACAAAGUACUCUACCGCUCACUGGCAGACUGGGAUGAUUUCUCACAUCCCAUGGAGCAAGUAACCAGAGACAAUAAAAUGGAGUUAACUAAUCUUGGCCAAUUUUGCAACUACAGUAUAGAAGUGUGUGCAUUUACCAAUAAAGGUGAUGGUGUUAAAAGCCAUCCAAUAUUUUGUAGGACAUUGGAGGAUGUUCCCAGUGAACCUGCAGACAUAAAGGCUCUUAUAAUGGAUUCAAGAACAGUUUUAGUCUCUUGGAGGCCUCCACAAUACCCAAAUGGCAGAAUACAGAAGUACAAAAUAUAUGUGAGAUCACUGGAUGGAAUAGGUUUGGACAAGGACAACUUUGAAAUCCCUGCAGAACAGACAUUUUACACUAUCUCUCAUUUGGAGCUGCACCAUCGUUAUGAAUUCUGGGUGUCAGCAUUUACAGCAGUAGGAGAAGGUGCUGGAUCCAGACAUAUUGUGCAGGCUCCAGCAAGUCAUGUACCUGCACGAAUAGCAUCUUUCACACAACAGGUGAUAGCUGUACUUCAUGAAGACUUGCACCUAUCUUGCCACUCUGUUGGAGAACCUGCACCACUUCGUCUCUGGAGAAAGAAGGAUUACAAAUUUAUGGUGUAGAAUCGUGAGAAACAUAAAAAUGGAGAACAGAA